This is a messenger RNA of Alosa alosa (allis shad), 1457 nucleotides long. It is a transcript of the gene gchfr, whose product is annotated as GTP cyclohydrolase I feedback regulator. Lineage: Eukaryota; Metazoa; Chordata; Actinopteri; Clupeiformes; Clupeidae. Gene Ontology annotation, molecular function: GTP cyclohydrolase binding. Gene Ontology annotation, cellular component: nucleus; cytoplasm. The transcript has 3 exons. The record is from RefSeq and is a predicted model, not a curated record. The coding region runs from base 133 to 405 and encodes 90 amino acids. Gene Ontology annotation, biological process: negative regulation of biosynthetic process.
UCCACCCAGGAGCUUUCAACAUAGGCGCCUAUGCACAACCUGGAGAAAACACAGUCGCGUCUAAGAAAAAUAACUGCCACUUGAUUAACCACUCCCCGGGGGACUAGCUGGCACAUAACUUGAUGGUACAGGAUGCCGUACGUUCUCAUCAGUACCCAGAUUCGACUGGAGACCGGUCCAACCAUGGUUGGAGAUGAGUACUCCGAUCCAGCAAUAAUGACUUACCUUGGGGCCAGGAAAACAACAAUGCUUGGAAACAAUUUCUCAGAGUAUCAUGUGGAUGACCCUCCCAGGUUGGUUUUAGACAAGCUGGAGAAGCUGGGCUACCGUGUUGUUUCCAUGACAGGCGUGGGCCAAACCCUGGUUUGGUGUUUGCACAAAGAGACCAUUGAGUCUCACACAUAGGGGCACUGCUAGAAAAUUUGGGCCCUAUGACAGACAAUAAUUCUGGGCCCCCAAGAUAAUAUACAGUAUUAUUUUGUGUGUGUGUGGGGGCUCUAUGGGGUACCCUGGUCAGUGCUGGGCCCUUAGAAUGCCCCCCCUCCCCAGGUGUCACAUGGCACAUGUCCUCAUGAUCGAUCGAGUGACUGCAAAGCCCUGUGCUGCACUUUACCUGAUCCUAUGGUCCCAGGCCCUUGCCAUCUUAAUUGUUUCUUUUUUUUUUAAUUAUGUUGAAUUAUGUGUUAAAAUACCUUUAUUUUAUCUCAAGUUCUGAUUAGCUAGGAUUACUUAUUUGAAUGCAUAUUUAAAUAUAAACACCUGAAUAUCAAACAAAGACAAAAGCACCCAUUCCAGUCAGAGCAGUAUAAAGGUUAUACGGCUCUGAUUCCAGUGAACACAUAGUACGUAAGUACAGGUUAAGAACAUUCUCAAACAUUCCUGAACAUUCAAGUAAGAACAUUCUCAAACAUUCCUGAACAUCCAUAGCCUUACCCAGAGCCUGAUAAAUAUCUAUAAGGCUCUGUCCUUACUGUGUAAACUGACUGUAUAAAUGGUCAACAAGAUCAGUGUCUCUUGUUAGUAAUGAUUACAGAAUCAUACUUGCCGUUUCAUCUUUGAAUGUCUAUGCAACGCUGAGCGGGGAGGAUCUGUUAGAACAACAAAAUUGUACUUGUUGGCUUUCAUCUUAAAUCAUUCUUUGUACUACACUACUACUUGGAAUCCAGAAAUGUAGUUAAUAUAUGCAGUAUCCUGACAUCUUUGUUUAAGUCUGUAACCAUGUGCUCGCAACAUCCACUCAUUCACUACACAGAGCACUGCAUUGUCAAUAACUCUAUUGUGUUGAUGCACUAUGUAGUACACUAUGAAGCCUAGUGAAUGACUGGAUGUUCCGAAUGCAGACUUUGCUUUUUUUUUCUUGAAGCUUAUUUUACUGUAGGGAGUAGAUUUGUACAUUGUGUAUCGUAUUGUACUGGUACUGCCGAUUGGAUUCCGAAAUAAAAUAACUAUUGUCAUAA